Molecule: messenger RNA, 637 nt
Organism: Drosophila montana
Lineage: Eukaryota; Metazoa; Arthropoda; Insecta; Diptera; Drosophilidae
Exons: 1
Coding region: 67-552 (161 amino acids)
Biological process (GO): vacuolar proton-transporting V-type ATPase complex assembly
Source: RefSeq, a predicted model, not a curated record
UACCGUUUUUAUUUUUCAUAACAAAAGUAUUAAAAUUGGUGCAAUUAUAGAUACUUUAACUUGAAAAUGUCUGCCAAAAACUGUGAAAAUGAUAGGAUUGCUGCUGGACAAUUGCUUGACACCCUCUAUCUGGAUAUGUUUCAUCUAAUCGAAGCUCACACCCAAUGCCGCACAGACAUCGAACGCACGUACUCCAGUGGCGUCAUUCUCCUAGCACGAACGAAAUUCCAACAGGGAGGCCAAUCAAUAUCCACCGCUCAGAUACCAACCGAAAAUAGUGCAGAGUUUAAAGCCUUAUGCAGGGUGAUAAAUGCGCCAGAAGAAGACAGAGUCGCCGACAUUACUAUUCAGCGCAGUGCAGUGGACAAGGAAGACGGCUAUGUGGAGCCUUUGCAUUGGUUUAGCGUAUUGCCCCCAAUGAGUUUACGAAACGCGGUGGAAAGGUUCAAGAAAACUAUUGAAUUGGUAGCGGAGAGUACAAAUCUGCAACGGCAACUUAGCACCGUAUUAAAUGGUAUUAACAGGCUGCGGCAAACUGUUGCACUAUAUUAGAAGUGAAUUCAUCGUAUAUAUUACAAAUGUAUGAAUAAGAAUAAAGUUGGAAAUUGUUAAGACAAAAUAAAUGAUUUGCUAUAUA